Molecule: messenger RNA, 1053 nt
Organism: Aspergillus saccharolyticus JOP 1030-1
Lineage: Eukaryota; Fungi; Ascomycota; Eurotiomycetes; Eurotiales; Aspergillaceae
Product: J domain-containing protein
Exons: 3
Coding region: 1-1053 (350 amino acids)
Biological process (GO): cellular response to misfolded protein
Cellular component (GO): endoplasmic reticulum membrane
Molecular function (GO): Hsp70 protein binding
Source: RefSeq, a predicted model, not a curated record
AUGCCGUCCGCCACAGCCUCUGGAGCAGACAAUGGGGGCUCAGCGAAAUCCCGGGAGCACAACCAAGGCAAUCAGGACCGCAAAUACACACCGGAGCAGAAGGCAGCCGUGCUGAGGAUUAGGAAAUGCUCGACCACGGCGUUCUAUGAGAUUUUAGCGGUGGAGAAAACCGCCACCGAUAGUGAGAUCAAGAAGGCGUAUCGCAAACUGAGUCUAUUGACGCAUCCCGACAAGAAUGGAUAUGAGGGGGCGGACGAGGCUUUCAAAUUGGUAUCUCGUGCUUUUCAAGUACUGUCCGAUUCCGAAAAGAAAGCCAAGUAUGAUAAGUUCGGAGGAGAUCCUGACAGCAGGUUUACCCCCAGCGCUGGGCCAUCAGGUGCUUCGCCCUUCAGCGGCUUUGGCGGCGGAUUCCCGCGGUCAGGGGGUGGGGGUCCGAUGUUCGAGGAGGAGAUUUCGCCAGAGGAGCUCUUCCAGCGAUUUUUCAGCGGUGGCUUUGGUCCCAUGGGAGGCGGUUUCGGCGGCCCUCAGUUUGUCUUCAACAUGGGAGGCGGUCCUGGAUUCCGGGUGCAUCAAUUUGGCGGCCAGCGGCCUCGGAGGAGGCCCCGUGAAGCCAAUGGCCAGUCCGAGCCGGCGCAAUCCCUCUGGUCGACGUUCCAGCAGCUUCUCCCUCUCAUUCUUCUCUUUGUUCUUCCUUGGAUCUCUUCUCGUUUUUCCGGUACUCCUGCGCCUUCAGGACCUUCUUACAGAUUUGACGCUGCAGUUUCCCCUCACACCAUGCAUCGCACUACGCCCAAGCUGAAUGUUGAUUACUACGUCAACCCGAGAGAUGUGGAUGAUUACAGCGCCCGCAAAUUCCACCAACUGGACCAACGAGUGGAAGUGGACUACGUGACGAAACUGCGAUACGAAUGUGACAGUGAAAGACACACGCGGGAUCGCAUGAUUCAGGAUGCUCAAGGAUGGUUCUUUCCGGACGUCGAGAAGAUCAAAGAGGCAAGAUCAAUGGAGAUGAAGAGCUGCAAACGACUGGAUUCGUUGGUGGGGAGGUACUGA